CUACUUUUGUACUAAAAGAAAUUACUUCAGUGCCUUGCGGCCAAUUGCUUGUCUUGGGUUAAUUAUGAGUCUUCGUGGGUUGGUGGCGUUUAGGUAUCUGAUAUAUGCUCACUGAUUCCUUCUUUAUGUUUCCAUAGGUGGGUUCAUGGUAAUUUCUGGAGCUACUAUGAAGAACGAAGAAAAGACUGAGCUUGCUGGGUUUCUGAAAACUCUACCGCCUGUUCAGUUUUGCUGUGUGUAUGGUUCCACGCUCCAUCCAAAUAAUUCUGACAAGUCUUCAAUGGUGGAUUAUAUACUUGGUGUGGCAGAUCCCCUGAAAUGGCAUUCAGAGAAUCUGAAAUUGAAUAGAAGCCAUUAUGCCUCGUGGAUGGUUCACCUAGGGGGAGCAAAACUGGUCACUAAGGUUGCAGAUGGCAUCGGUGUUGGAGUUCACUUCAACCCCUUUGUUACUUGGAAUGACAAGAUGCUCAAAUAUGGGGUUGUUAGAAUGCAUGAUCUGGUUGAAGACAUUCUAAAUUGGCAGAGAUUUUACAUAAGUGGUCGUUUGCAGAAACCAGUUCGUGUGCUUCUGGACAAUUUGGAUGUUGAAAAUUUAAAUGCUACUAACCUCAGGGCUGCCAUCGCUGCUGCUCUCCUCAUUUUGCCAUCCAAAUUCAACGAGGAAGAUCUCUAUUCCACGAUAUGUAGCCUGUCCUACAUGGGUGACUUGCGUAUGAUUUUCGCGGAGGACAAAAACAAGGUGAAGAAAAUUGUGCAAGGGCAAUUCAAUUUGUUCCGGUCAAUGUAUAAGCCAUUCAUUGAAGAAUACGAGGCGAAGGAUGUACUAAGAGUCUCCUCAUUUGGUGGGCAACAAGCAAAUUUCUCUCAGAACUGUUGUCUGCCAGCGACACGUUCUCUCGUUUGCUCUCUACCUCUGCUGGUCAGAAAUAAAAUGGGGACAGGACUAGGAGGAUUGGGCGAUUCGGGUCAGGUUGUACGGGAAGUAGUCUUCAGUUCAAGAGAAGAGGCUGCUAGAAGCAUGCAGAAGGCGGUGAGGUGUACAGUAAUGGUUUCCAGCUUAAGGCAGGCAGUCUCUGGCUUCGUGGCUGCUGGAGGAAUGAAUGCUGGUAGAUACCUAGCUAAUAAAGUGCGCAAGGCAUGGAAAUCAUGGACAUAGUCAUGUGCUUUGUGGCCUCUGUAUCGUGAUCGCACUUUGGAUCUGCUUGAGAGUUCAGCGACAUGGCUGAAACCUGAUGUGCAAGAGGAUUGUCCUGAUACGAGAGAUUCAACCGAUGAUAACGUUUGAUUGCUCAGGUGUGUGGCAAACAUGUCCGGUUCCCCUGACAUAUCACCGAAAAAGAAGGCAGUACAUCACCACAUCAUUGAUCCAGUUUCCCUUGUUCCUCCCUAGAUUUUUGAUAUCUUGGUAGCUUUUUCAGUUUCUUUGCUGCGAACUUAUGCAGUAAGUUAGGUGGCUGGAAUAUUGAGAAUGAGCAUUAAGAGAACACAACUGCACAACAGUUGCCUACUUGUAUCUGCAGUUUACUGGCCAUUUUUCAUUUUGUUAGCAGUUCAUUGUAUAUGUACGACAUUUCGGCUCCAGCUCCAAUUAAUUCAUUAAGUCACCAGAGCAAGUUGAACUUCUGCAAGUUAAUUAGUUUCUACCGUCUGCUACUAAGAUAUAGUUGAUGCCUCAACUGUAUCAGAAUUGAUAUAUUACCAUUACAUGGAAGAUCCAUUGACAAGGCCACAUGCUUAAAUUGUUGUCUUUGAAUACUGGUAAACAAUUGUUGCCUGUGACGGUAAGGCGACAACCACUGUUAACCUGGUAAGGGCUCUUGUGCAUCCAAAAACUAGGACACCAAUAAUCUGUUAACCUGGUA
Molecule: messenger RNA, 1862 nt
Organism: Linum trigynum
Lineage: Eukaryota; Viridiplantae; Streptophyta; Magnoliopsida; Malpighiales; Linaceae
Source: the annotation of a GenBank genome assembly